Messenger RNA from Ctenopharyngodon idella (grass carp), 3826 nucleotides. RefSeq names its product putative homeodomain transcription factor 2 (gene phtf2). Bases 464 to 2740 code for a protein of 758 amino acids. Lineage: Eukaryota; Metazoa; Chordata; Actinopteri; Cypriniformes; Xenocyprididae. Gene Ontology annotation, cellular component: endoplasmic reticulum. The transcript has 20 exons. The record is from RefSeq and is a predicted model, not a curated record.
CUUGUUAUUUACUGUAAAUGUGAAGAUCCGGUGAUCGCGUGAAUUCAGCUGCGCGUUUAUUCCGUGUGCGCCGGUAACGCUGCUGGCGAUUCUACAGUAAAACGGUUUGAGAGAGAACGACACUGAAAUCAAGCGCGAUCUUCAUCAUAAUCAUCAUCAGCAGCAUCUUCACCGUCUCAUCGCGUCAAUCUUCCGUCUGUGUGUCGAGCAUGAAGGACUGAAGCGGCUCGUUGAGCCGUUUGUCAGUUUGACCUUGAGUCUGUGUCUUGUUCUCCUCAUGUCGAGACACUCGGCCUGAUCCAGCUCCAUCAGAUUCUCCGUAAGUUCUUGAGAGGUCAGGGGUCGGUGUGAAUAUCAUGAUCCUGAUCAGUGGAGGUCAAUGAGAGGUGUUCACUGAUAUAUUCCAACCAUCACUAAAUAACAGAAUCUUAAAAUGAUCCAGCGUGUGACUUCUGACAUGUAAAUGGCGUCUAAGGUGCGUGAUGCUGUGCUCUGGUACCAGAAGAAGAUUGGUGCGUAUGACCAGCAGAUAUGGGAGAAAUCAGUGGAGCAGCGAGAGAUCAAGGGUCUGAGGAACAAACCGAAGAAGACGGGUCACGUGAAGCCGGACCUGAUUGACGUGGAUCUGGUCAGAGGUUCUGCGUUUGCUAAAGCGAAGCCUGAGAGCCCGUGGACCGCUCUGACCCGGAAGGGCAUCGUCAGGGUGGUUUUCUUCCCCUUCUUCUUCCGCUGGUGGAUUCAGGUGACGUCGAGAGCCAUCUUCUACCUGCUGCUGUCUCUCUACCUGCUGCAGGUGGUUGCGGCGCUGCUGUUCUUCAGCGUCUCCAGUACUCACAGCGUCCCCGUCACAGAGGUGUUUGGCGCCACCUGGCUGAUGCUGCUGUUAGGAACCGUUCACUGCCAGAUCGUCUCCACACACACUCCCAAAUCCAGCGGCGGAAGCAGCAGCGGGAAGCGGCGCAGGAAGUUGAGGAAAGCCGCUCAUUUGGACAUUCAUAGAGAAGGCGACGGCUCUAGCACUACCGAUAACACGCAGGAGGGGGCGCCGCAGGGCUCGCUGUCUGCCGGCUCGCGCGGCCUCGUCGCCUUCUUCAGAGAGUUCUGGCAUGAUAUCUUUAAAGCGGGGUCUAAAAAGUCCAAGCUGUCUAUCGAUAAGUCCACUGAGACGGACAACGGAUAUGUGUCUCUGGAUGGACGCAUCACCAGCAAAAGCAGCGAGGAGGGUUUACAGCUGCACGAGCCGCACUGCGAGCUGCUGCGCUCCGAAGAGCCGCACUGGACCGUCCCGCACACCAGGAACACCCUGAUCCUGCCGCCCUCAGGGAAGUGUCUGCCUGAGGCCGCGGCUCCUCGCGGUGUGGAGAACAUGUCUGAUGAAGCGUCCAGUGAAGAAGAUCCAGAGAACUACAGCGCCCUCCGCAGGGGAACGGAGCGCAAGAACAGCGAAUGCACACUGCGCAACAGAAAAACACAGCACUACAAGAAGCAUUACACUGCUGAGGAGACGCUCAAAUCCGGCACAAGCUGCAGUUCGCGCUGCUCCAGCUCGCGGACACAGGACUCGGAGAGCACGCGGCACGAGUCGGAGACGGAGGACGUGCUAUGGGAAGAUUUCCUGCACUGCGCUGAGUGCCGCUCGUCCUGCACCAGUGAGACAGACGCCGACGGAUCUGCGGUCUGUUCCGCCUCCAAGAAAGAGUUCAGAGACGACCCGUUUCAUCAGGGUCACGUGCCGUGGCUUCACAGCUCCAACCCGGGCCUGGAGCGCGUCAGCGCCAUCGUGUGGGAAGGAAACGAGUGCAAGAAAGCGGACAUGUCUGUGCUGGAGAUCAGCGGCAUGAUCAUGAACAGAGUGAAUCUCUACACUCCAGGGAUUGGCUAUCAGAUAUUUGGGUAUCUGGUGUCCGUGACACUGGGUUUGACCCCGUUUGCGUUCAGAUUGUUCCAGUACAAAGACCUGGAGCAGCUGGCAUCUCUCUCGGCCGGCGAGAUCCUGUCCAUCGCCAUUGGCUCCACCGACGUCCUGGUGAUCGGCAUGGUGAGCGUGAGCUUCGUGGCGCGUGUGUGUCUCAUCUGGCUGUUCUUCUUCCUGCUCAGUGUCGCCGAGAGAACGUACAAGCAGCGGCUGCUGUUUGCGAAGCUGUUUGGUCACCUGACGUCGGCGCGGAGAGCCAGAAAAUCUGAAGUCCCUCAUUUCCGUCUGAAGAAGGUGCAGAACAUCAAGAUGUGGCUGUCACUGCGUUCUUACCUGAAGCGGCGUGGUCCUCAGCGCUCUGUGGACGUGAUCGUCUCCUCUGCGUUUCUUCUCACGCUCUCGGUGGUUUUCAUCUGCUGUGCUCAGCUGCUUCACGUUCACGAGACGUUCCUGGAGUUUCAUUAUAACUGGGAGCUGAUGAUCUGGUGCGCGUCGCUGUCGCUGUACCUGCUGCGAUUCGUCACGCUGGGCUCCGAGACCAGCAAGAAAUACAGCAACACCUCCAUCUUACUGACAGAACAGAUUAAUUUGUACUUGAAAAUGGAGAAGAAACCAAAUAAGAAAGAAGAACUGACUCUGGUCAACAACGUCCUCAAACUGGCCACAAAAUUACUGAAGGAGUUGGACGCUCCGUUUCGACUGUACGGUCUGACCAUGAACCCUCUGCUGUACAACAUCACUCAGGUGGUCAUCCUGUCGGCCGUGUCGGGAGUCAUCAGUGACCUGCUGGGCUUCAACCUGAAGCUGUGGAAGAUCAAAUCAUGACGGCGAAUCUGAGUGAUUCCAGCUUCCCGAGGCGACGCUUGCUCGUGUCCGACACACGGUGGCGCCGUUUCCCCGCGACAGGGGCUUCCUGACCAUGAACUCUUGACCCUGUUAGGUCAUAUCAGAGUGCUUGUGCAAUUCAGCUAUUUAUUUUACCCUUUCAGUGUUUCUUUUUUAUUCUCAAGUAUUUGUUUUAGCUGUUACAAUUGUUUUAAGUAUUAUUUUAGCUCGGGAUGUGACGCUCUCAUAGGAAAGUUGCAGCAGUUGUGCUUGUGUUUCGCAGUCUGUGAUAUUUAAGACUGCUGUGAGUUACUGAAACCGAGAGUUUGAAGAGAAAAACGCCCAUCAGGACGUGAUGAACGGAUGAAACUGACACACACGUGUUUAUGUAUGCGUGUGAAUUUUCACUUGUUGAUGUUUGUUGAAUCUGGUCUGCAGAAGCUCAGUUGAGUUUUUCAGCUUUGCUCCAUGUUUUAUAUUCAAGUGUCAGUUAAAAUGAACAUUGCUGCAUCUGAUCACACGGAGUCUGCAGUAACACACUCGAGUGUGUGUGUGUGUGUGUGUGUGUGUGUGUGUGUGUCAGCAGUUUGGAAAGCCUCAAGAUGUGCACUUUACAGCAGAAAAUGUUACAUGUUUCAGAGUCAAAGCGUUUAGACAUUGUGUUUUUGUUUGGGACAGAUGGUGUAACGACCAAAGUGUUUAUUUUUGUGUUUGUCUGUUUUUUGCUGGACAUGAAUGUAUUAGAGACUCUCUGAACUCUGGUUUGUAAAGAGGACAGACAGAGUUACUUUGUUUUUUUUGUCGUGAUUUUGUUUUUGCCUGUUUGGGUUUGAUUCGUAUAGAUCCAUAUUUCUGUUCAUGGAGGGAAAAUGUUCUGUUACAAAGAAACACUAUUUGAGGAAAUGGAGAAAUUGAAUGUCUUGUUUGCUUUUCAGAGAGAAUCUUCUGUUUCUAUUUUCUAUGAAUGUCAAACGUUCGGCGGCACGGUUUCUUUUCUCAGUUUUCCACUGAUUGUAUGAAGGUACAGCCAGAUUUCACGAGACUCUGGCGUCACUUACUGUACAAAUAAACCUCUCAUGAAAAGUG